AUGGCAGUUGCACAGUUAGUCUCUCUCUUUGAGGCUCUACACGAAGACACAUCCAUUAAACCCAUGCCCAGGACCUUUCGCAGUCACACCUCGUCCUCGAAAGUCCGUCUCCAUCUCCAAACCAUCUUUAGUCACAAUCCUCGACGCCGAACGUCAGCAAAGAGUCCAUCGGGCAACAUGUCUUCGUCGUCCUCACCGGCGCCCUCGUCCAUCCGAUCCUCACCGAGUUCCUCCUUCAGCAGCUUCGGAGGUCGACGACACCUACCUACCAAUGACCUUGAUUCGGCUAUUCUGUCCCCGAUCUCCCCACUGUCAAGCCAUCACAUCCGUCGCCAACCCUCUGCCAUCGACCUAGCCCUCGAGGCAGAACUGUACGCCGACGAAGUUGAGAUCAUUGGGCUGGGACUACUAGAACCCCGCCCUCGAGCGAACACAGCUACCUCGACAACAUCUUCUUCCACACAAUGCUCAAUGAUGGAAUUCAUGAAUGAAACCAUGCAAACACCGGUGGUGCUGGAUGGUAUCUUUGAGGUCAUGGAACGUGCAUGA
Messenger RNA from Fonsecaea pedrosoi CBS 271.37, 549 nucleotides. RefSeq lists its product as uncharacterized. The coding region runs from base 1 to 549 and encodes 182 amino acids. The record is from RefSeq and is a predicted model, not a curated record. NCBI's taxonomy places the organism in Eukaryota, Fungi, Ascomycota, Eurotiomycetes, Chaetothyriales, Herpotrichiellaceae. The transcript has a single exon.